Messenger RNA from Liolophura sinensis, 2365 nucleotides. RefSeq lists its product as uncharacterized. The transcript has a single exon. The coding region runs from base 232 to 1476 and encodes 414 amino acids. The record is from RefSeq and is a predicted model, not a curated record. NCBI's taxonomy places the organism in Eukaryota, Metazoa, Mollusca, Polyplacophora, Chitonida, Chitonidae.
AAAGCAAAGAUUUUUGACAGAGCAGCGAAUAGUGCUAACAGUAUUAACCGAGUAAAUUGACAGUGCUGUGAGCACAAUCAGCCCAGCUUAAAACGUGCACAUCAUUUAUUGCCUAUGGAUGUCAAAUAGAAAUUCAUAGACAUUGAAACAAUAGUAAACACAUAUUCUCUUUCUCGGUGAGAGAAAUUAGCCAUUUACUCUAAAGAAAGGUGCAAUAAGUCUCACAGAAUCAUGUCGCUGUUGAUGCUCAAGACAAAAGACCUGACUCACCAGGAUCACAUCCUCAAUUUCGAGCUGAUGCUGAAUCCUACGAGGUCAGGACUGCUCCUAAACAAGCAUCGGAGCCUGGAAUCUAAACGAGACAAAGAGAAAGAGAUAUGUGAAGUUGAGAGACAAUUCGCUAUAAAUCACUUUCACGUCGAAAAACGUAUGAUCGAACGAAGACGAAAGCUUCUCCUCGAACACGCAGCUAAAAGGACGUACUAUCGUGACAGCCCUGUUAGCUCGAGGGUCAGGCCACAAGAGCCACUGGAAAUUGAGCUCUCCGAUGAGGACGACGAUUCGGACGAUUGGGAUUCCUUCCCAAUGUCACGUUCCGCUUCCACAAGACAGGGCAAGGUCAAGGGUAAGUCGGCUGGGCACGUGCGCAACAGAGUUGGAGUGUCGAAGUCGAGCAAAAGCACCAGGCCCACCACAGGAAGUUCAUACAACAGACGACCAUUUGGCUCUGUCGAGUUGGAGCCGCGGCCACGGACCACGGCCGGCGGACGACAAGGGAGACAACCGACGCCUAGUUCGACCUCUAAUCAGAGAAUAAGUGGAAAAGGGGCUGUAGAGACGCCCUUUGAAAAAGAACAUAUUCCUUUCGCCCGACGAUCGAACGCCUUUAUUUCUCAGUCCACGUCGUCAACGGUUAGUGGUCGCAAGGAAACGAACGCCUGGCAGUCUCCUUCAAAAGCAGAGACUUCCGGCAAAGGAUCUGUGACAUUUAUGACUCAAACUGAUGCUCAACAUCACCAGGAAAUGGGGCAAGCGCAACAGACAGAACAAGCAGAGGACAUUUCCAAAAACCGUCCAUUCAUAACUGCUUUAAAUACAGAAAAACAGAACACGGCAGAAAUCAAAACUCGUGUGGGUCAGUUCUUAACAAAGGUUGAAGAUUUCAAUUCUCGUCCCCAGUCACAUAAUCGUGAAAAUCGCGCAGAGAGUCCCUGGAUGAUACGAGCUGGAAAGAAGACGACAUCAGCUACAGUAGCUAAGCGGUACAACCAACUAUCUCUUGACGUUCAGAAACUACAUUCCGCCUUUGACAAACUGUGUGUGGAGAGAAACCCUGAUGAACUCCAGAAAAUAGUGAAACUGGCGUCAAAACUGAAAGCCAACGUCAAAUACGCCAGAAAUGUGUCUUUUGUGCCGGUUAUGGGGACGCUAAAAAGUGGUAAGCGAUUUAAAGAAAACGCCCUAUCCAUCCAUUAGAUUUCUCAUACCGUGGACUUCUUUUGUAAUCUUUAUAAACAUGUUCUAGGAAAAAAGGGAAUAAAUUUCAGAUUUUUUUCUUCUUGUUCCAGCAGAUAGGACAGCCUCAGACUCCUUAAAUGGUAGGCACCACCCUCUUGAUCAAAUCGCCAGGGUAGCUUAAGUCAUUUUAAUGAUUUAAGAAGUGAAAUAAAAGAACUCAACCCUUUUGUUUCUACAAAUAUUGGAUACACAUGUAUUCCGUUAUCAUCUAAAGUAUGCACAACGUGAUUUCAGAGGAUACUUGAAAUGCGUGUGUCGCAUGGUGUCGCAAGCAUUCACCAUGUCCAGAGGACAAACUUGCCUAGUGGUAAGUGCUGUGAGGAGUAUGGGACAGUCUACGUGGAGUCUAGAACUACUUCAUUGUUGAAGCUUGUUAUUAUAUUAUGUUUGCUAUUUGGUUGUUAAGCAUUUCCAUACAAACUUGCGUCAUUUUAUUCUCCCAGUACGGUGCUUAUUUACCCAUGAUUAGUAACUUGGUCGUUUGAUUCUCUUGCUUAGAACGUACAUCAGUCGAUUCAUUCCACUUGACAUAAAACAGUCCCGAAGACGUUGCAAGAAAAUAAAGACAAAUUAAUUGAGUCAAGCCAGGUGGCCAGCCUGAAACUGAGAAUUUACUUGAAUUCAGGGUUUCAUAUUUUAAGCCAUUCUAAAAUUCUUGGGCAUAAACUGGAUGACUCAAAACAUGCACAUGUGUCAUGAGAUCUGAGAUAAAUUCAUGGUUAAGACCCAGUGACAAUACAUUUCAUACUUAGGUGAUAAUUCCUUGUGUCGUUGUGAAAUACAUUACUGUUGUUCUAUGUGUAUCCAAUUUUUUUCUUUGAUGAUAUAAAAUCAUGAUUUUUCUCCA